Messenger RNA from Phytophthora sojae, 2079 nucleotides. RefSeq lists its product as hypothetical. The record is from RefSeq and is a predicted model, not a curated record. The transcript has a single exon. The coding region runs from base 1 to 2079 and encodes 692 amino acids. Lineage: Eukaryota; Oomycota; Peronosporomycetes; Peronosporales; Peronosporaceae.
AUGGAUCUCUCCAUGAUCCUCAGCCCCGCCUUCGAGGAGGACGGGUCCGCCGCUCCGCCUCAGGCCCCGGCCCCUCCGCAGCCUCAGCCCCAGCGCGAGCGCGGGCCGAGCCGCAAGUGGAGCGCCGACGAGCUGCAGUGCGCCGUGGCGAUCCUCCAGGACUUCCAGCAGCCGGCCGCCGAGUCCCCCGCGCCCUCGCCCCACGACGUCCGUGGAAGAGGGGCUCACGCCCAGCGCUACUACGUCAACCAGGGCAAGCGCGAGCAGGAGGCCGUGGACGUCGUCGAUGUUAAGCCAGGAUUCCCUCGUUCGGACGACGAGGUGCAAGCGGCAGCUGGCCGCGAGGAUGGAAAGGAGAACAACCUGGCCGAGGCCCAGCAACAACAACAACAGCACCAACAGCAGCAGUCGUCCUCCUCCGCCGACGCCGCGGCGGCGGGAGGAGACGACCUUAUGUCCAAGCUGGACCUGCUGGUCCAGGCGGACGCCAUGAUCAAGCGUCGCCGCCCCAAGGCCCCGUCGUCCCCCACGGGUGACAAGCCGCAGCAGUAUCUGCGCAGCGGGAUCUGGUCUAGGGCCGAGGAGGAGUACGCUGCAGCCCUCGUGUCCUACUUCCUGGAAGGCCUCCUGGAUCUGCCCGAGGGCAUGACGCUCCGCAAGUUCCUCGCCGAAAAGCUCUGCUGCAACCGCCGCCGCGUCUCAAUGAAGCUCGGCACCGAGUCCCUGGCGGGGCAGAAAAUCCCACGCAAAGUUGGCGCCUCGGUAUUUGUAGCUGCCCAACCUCCUCCCAGCAUUGAAGUGCGUGAGGAGGUUGACCGCGUGCUAGCCAAGCUCCGCGAUGCCAGCUUCAGCUCUGGCGUAUUAAACAGCCACUAUAUAGACGACAUGAACGACGGACGCUCCCACCGAAAGCUCCUUAAGCAGGACGACUACGACGAGGACAGCUACGGCCACCACAGUUACCACCAGAAGUCGUCAGCGUACGAUAGCAAGAGGAAAGGGACGCGCAAAGGCCUGAAGCUCAAGCGUGGCAAGCCCACGAUCAUCCGUACAGGGUUCGAGUCACCUGAAGAGGAGGAACUGGUCUCGUCACUCUUCGAAUACUUCAUGGCCGGCAUGCUUGACCUCCCUGAAGGCACCCGACUUGUGACCUAUCUGUGCCAGCAACUAGGCUGCACGCCAAAGCAGCUCUCGAUGAAGCUAGCCCCGCAGCGGAUGGGCGAGCAAAAGUUUCCGGACAAUGUCGGCUCCAUCACGUACCAGCGCAAGGAUGCAGAACACGCAUCGGAUAGCUCGGACGACGAGGACUUCUCCGAGGAGCUCUUCGAGGUAGAGAGCCGCCUCACCGAGCUGCGUUUAGCCCGCGAGGAGGCGCACAAGAACGCCCUUCCUCCGGUGGCGACCCCCGUCAAGAGCGAGCGCAAGUCCAGCGUGGCAAGUGUCUCCAGCACGGGAACAGCCAGCAUUGCCAGCACGCCGACCGCGAGUCCCGUGCGCUACUUUCGCCGUAGCGGCCCAUGGUCUCACGACGAAGAGGUGUUCGCAGCGGCCCUGAUUGACUGUUUCUUUAAGGGGAUCCUCGACAUCGCUGAGGGCACCACACUCCGCGCUUUUCUGUCGGCGCGGUUGUGCUGCAACCCGAUGCGCAUCUCCAAGAAGCUCGCCAGCGAGUCCAUUGCGGAGAUCCGCAUCCCAAAGAAGCUGGGGUCUUCUACCUACGUCCGUCACGGUGGCGUGACGAUGGAAGAGCAUCUGGAGGCGGAGGAAGCUUUGCAGAAGCUGCAGGACAGGUACAUGAACUCAAGUACGACAAAGAGCCGCCGCAUGGUCGGCUCCAAGCGCCCGCGUCAAUCUCGCGUGCGUCGCCCUCUGGUCUCCGCUAUCGGAACGGACUCGGACACUGAGAUGGACUCCGACGAGCACAGCGGCGCGUCACACCGGGGAAUGAGCCCCGAGAAGCUCCAGAAGACAGCGGAGGCGCACUCACCAGCCCAUGAAGCCCGGAGGCAAGGGUUCCAAGUGCCCCACGCUGCUCCUGAGCUAGUGGUGCCAGCGCCGCUCAAGCAGCAGCUGGCGUAA